AUGUCUACACCCAUCAUUAGCGCGAAGAUUUCCUUCCGCUGCCUCUACACGCAUGACCUCCGCCGCAAGUCGAAACGAUGGCACGAUGGCCACCUUCGAUAUCACAAACACAACAAACGGGUGAUGGUAUAUGAUGAUCGGGGGAAUUUCAUUGGGGACCACCACUGGCGGUCUUCCGACGAGGUUCAAGAUGGCGACGAACUGGAAUUGGAGAACAAAGGUGUGCUCAUUGAAGUGUGUGAGAAUAUGGGGACGACAGAGACGGACAUCACGGCCCUGUACGACAAGAAGAGGUCCAGUCAGGGCUCUCCGCAGAACAGUCACCUGGGAUCCCAAGCUCCCCGCUCCUCCACUGCUACGUCAACGCCUCGUUAUGCCGGUUCAUCUCAGUCAUCACGCUCACUCAACGAUUUGCUCGGCAUCAAAAAGAACCCCGCGCAACCUUUCGCCUCACCAUAUGAACAAAGAAAUCCCACGCAACCUGCUCCGCAACCUACUCCGCAAGCUGUAGAGCAACGAGCGCCCAAAAGACAAAAGGUAGAUCAGCCAACGGAUGAAAACUCAAGGACCCAGAGCUCGGUCAUUGAUUUGACCGAGUCUGCUUUGAGAAAGAACUCGACCACGGGGAUCAAUCCUGUGACGAAGCGAGCCGCGAGAACUGCUGAAGCUCCGGCUAUUCCAACUUUGGCAAGCCACCAGCAACGGCCAGCCCCGUCCAAACCAGCACCUCUGAACAGAUCCGACCCCCCAAGACCCCUUGGGCGUUCUAUAUCCGCUUCUUCUGAGGUGAACUCCAGUCUGCCAUCACCACAAAAUUUGACCCGGCCUUCAACCAGGCCACUUCUGUCCUCAAGUCCCCUCAGCAGCGCUUCUACCCCCGCUGCACCUAUUCACACACGAAGACCGCCCGGAGUAUUGCCAAGUCCUAUCUCCGCAAUCACGGUAGACAAAGAGGUCACGGUGCCUCAGGAGGCUACGCGGGUAGAUGCGCAACCACAGAGUCGUGGAAAUCGGCCAAAGGAUCCACCGCCUAAUCCGACUAGGCCACAGAGGUCUAUACCUCCGCUUGCGAGGGGCUCUAUCCCGGUCACUCCAAAUGUCUCCGUCACUCAAUCCACCGCAGAGAAGGCGGUGCCGUCUGAAGGACCCCGGGCUGUACAGAUUCCAACCUCGAAUCAGCCAACUGUAGGCCAAAGGGGUGAGGCGCAAGGCACACGGCCGCCAACGCAACGCCCAAAGCGCCCUCCAGCUCCGAAGAUUUCGCCUCUCACCUCGAAUGCUCCUACACGGCCUCUUUCUGGGGAGUUACCCUCGGCAGCUUCCAACAGCGAACAACCUACAAAGGUUGCAGAUGUACCGGCGCCGAGAAACAUGGCACCUCCGUCGCGUCCAUUGCCGGGGAAAUCAUCCGAAAAUCCCCCGAGAAUCCUUCGAAUGGGCUCUGGGAAGCCUCGCAAAAAGCUCAUGUAUAGUGCUUUAUUGCCUGAUGCUUCGCGGACGCCCUCGCCAACAGCAUCCAACUCGCUGCCGGCUAGCGGGAAACAAAGACCUGCCCCAGAACCCAAGAAACCAGAAAAAGCCACUGACUCAGUAGAUUCAGCCAACUCCACACCCAAUGAUGAGUUCAUGCCCUCGAGCUCGACACAAUCCAUCUUUGACGAGAUACUUGAUGUUUCAGGGCCCAGACCUUCAAAUAGGGCUUUGAACGGAAGAAGAUCUACUGAUGCCCCGCUGCGCAAGUCGCUGUCAGACCCUAGCACUUUGCCUGGUGGCCGAAACCGAACCGCGACUUCAGUAAACACGAUUCCCAUCAUUGAAGAACGCAAGGAACAAGGUCCAUGGACAGUCGAGACCUUAGACUUAUUCGAUUUUUGGCCCCCUGGACGACCAAAGCCGAAUGAAGGGAACGAAGACACCCUUGAUGAUUCGCCAUGA
Molecule: messenger RNA, 1935 nt
Organism: Penicillium olsonii
Lineage: Eukaryota; Fungi; Ascomycota; Eurotiomycetes; Eurotiales; Aspergillaceae
Source: the annotation of a GenBank genome assembly